GUGUGUGUGUGAAUAUGAGGGCAUGUCUGCUGUGUGAACGCACAAGGCGAAACACUAAAGAGCUGCUGCCCUCGCGCUGUCCUCGCACACAUCACGCGGGUUUUUCGGGGAAACAUCCACGCACUGAGCCGGCAGGAUCGCGCAGUGUGGCGGCUCUGGAGAUUAAAUUCCACGCGCAGAGAUCAGCAGCACUGAAGCACCGCCGAGGAGCAGAGAGUCACUGACAGGCGCUCGGCGGGGCGGGAUGGACUACAGUUAUGACACGGACCUGGAAGAGUUGUGUCCGGUGUGUGGGGAUAAAGUUUCUGGCUAUCAUUAUGGUUUAUUAACCUGCGAGAGCUGCAAGGGUUUCUUUAAGAGGACCGUACAGAAUAACAAACGGUACACCUGUGCGGAGAGUCAGGACUGUAAGAUUGAUAAAACCCAGAGGAAACGCUGUCCGUUCUGCCGCUUCCAGAAAUGUCUGAACGUCGGGAUGCGGCUGGAAGCUGUCCGUGCGGAUAGGAUGCGAGGAGGGCGCAAUAAAUUUGGCCCCAUGUACAAACGAGACCGGGCAUUAAAGCAGCAAAAGAAAGCUCUCAUCCGGGCGAACGGCUUAAAGAUGGAAGCCACGCCCCCUUUGCUGUCAUCACCUCAGUCUGACUACAGCUUCAGCACCGCUCUAUCCACCCCAGCUACAAAAAACAUGCACCCAAACAUCGGCACCUCAGUGGCUCCUAUCGAUUAUGAACGCAACCUCUACGCAUCCAGUUCCCUGGGCUUGUCUGUCCCCAUCCCAGCCCACACCCCUCUGCCAGCACAGUACCCAACGUAUCCCACCCUGCCCAGCCGUGCCAUCAAGUCAGAGUACACGGACCCCUACACAAGCUCAGAGCACUACACCAGCGCCAGCUCCCCAGAAUCCGUUCCAGGCUACACAUAUGUUGACCAGAUGCGAGUGUCGACCAGCCCGCAGCUCGCCCCGCCGGGCUUAACAGUACCACCACUGGUUCUAGAGUUUGUUCGCUGUGAGCAAGAUGAGCUGCAGGUGCAAAGUAAGAUAAGCGCUCACCUGGCCCACCUGCAGCAGGAACAGAACUCUCGGAGCGUGGCGGCCAAUCAGGAACAGAACACACGUCUUGCUGCCAAACAGGAACGGCUCAGCACCUUUGGCCUGAUGUGCCACAUGGCCGAUCAGACGCUCUUCUCUAUAGUGGAGUGGGCGCGGAGCUGCAUCUUCUUUAAGGAGCUCAAGGUGGGAGAUCAGAUGAAGCUGCUGCAUAAUUGCUGGAGUGAGCUGCUUGUGCUGGACUACAUCACCAGACAGUUGCAUCAUGGGAAAGAGGACAGUGUGCUUCUCAUCACAGGACAGGAGGUUGAGCUUGGGUCCUUACUGGCCCAGGCAGGGGUCACUCUGAGCGGGAUGAUACAGAGAGGUCAGGAGCUGGUGCACCGUCUACGAGAGCUUCAGCUGGACCGCAGAGAAACCGCCUGUCUCAAAUACCUCAUCCUCUUCAACCCUGAUGUGAAACUGCUGGAAAACCAGCCUUAUGUGGAGAGCGUGUACGAGCAGGUGAACGCUGCGCUGUUGGAGUACACACUGUGUGCGUAUCCGCAGUUCCUGGACAGGUUUACCCAGAUUCUGCUGCGCCUUCCCGAGCUCAGAGCACUGAGCACACAAGCCGAAGACUACCUGUGCUACAAACACCUGAGCGGAGAGGUGCCAUGCAACAACCUCCUCAUAGAAAUGCUGCAUGCCAAGAGAACCUGCAUCUGACACACACACAUUCAUAGGCCUGAUUCCUUUUGCAGAGGGCACUUUUAUCGACCAGAUGUUUCGCAGCAGUCGUCUUUCACACACAGAAAACCUCAUCAACCAUGCCACUGUGUUUCUGAAAGGGAAGAGGGGAGAUAUCAGUGUUAAUGACUAUGUUUAAAAUAUAGAGCGCUGCAAUGAUGACCUAUUUUUGUUGGCCAAACAGGAAGUUAGCAUUAACCUGGUUUCUUUGACAAAAACCCAAUAAGAAUUUUCAAUUGGUUUUUGGAUUAUUGUAGAAAAUAAGCUCUAUGAGCAACAAAUUUAAAAACACACAUGCACACACAAGCAUGUAUUACUGUAUUUUAUGUCAUAGAAUAAAACAUGAACAUAUCUUGAGCUUGUGUUAAACAUAGACCUUAUUUUAGUCAUAUUAACCGAUUUAAA
Molecule: messenger RNA, 2182 nt
Organism: Carassius carassius (crucian carp)
Lineage: Eukaryota; Metazoa; Chordata; Actinopteri; Cypriniformes; Cyprinidae
Product: nuclear receptor subfamily 5 group A member 2-like
Exons: 7
Coding region: 245-1756 (503 amino acids)
Biological process (GO): regulation of transcription by RNA polymerase II; hormone-mediated signaling pathway; tissue development
Cellular component (GO): RNA polymerase II transcription regulator complex
Molecular function (GO): zinc ion binding; RNA polymerase II cis-regulatory region sequence-specific DNA binding; nuclear receptor activity
Source: RefSeq, a predicted model, not a curated record